AUGUCGACACCCGCCCCGUCUGCUUCGCAACCCAUCGAGGCCACACCCACGCCUUUGGAGCCGCUCCUCGUCAAUCUUCAAGUCGUCUCACCGUCUCUCAGCGUCAACCGACCCCUGCUGUUCCCCGACUUGCCGGCCACGACAACCAUCAAAGGCCUCAAGGAAAAGAUCCGUCAGACGCUCCCCCUGCGACCAGCAGAUGACAACCAGCGCCUGAUUCAUCGAGGACGGGCUUUGCUGCGCGAGUCGGAUACGCUGUUGGACGUUUUUGGCCCUGAUGCGCUGCGUACUCUGGAUCGACAAACCAUCCACCUCGUCAUCCGAGACAUGCCAGAUGGCCAGACUUCGACACCGCCGCCGACCACAGCUCGAGGCCCAAGCCCAGCAGAGGCCACCGGCCCUGCACGACCGUCAAACCCUCCACAUCUUCAAUUUGGACCGGAGCCUCCGCCAGGCUUCCCACGGAGAGGCCACUUUCAAGCAAGCGCUCAUCACAUAGCCCAGCCGCGUGUGCCCUCCCCUGCGCCCGCCCACUACAACUCCGAGCAAGCAGCGACAUUCCAGCAACAUCACCAGAACAUGUCCAACUGGCUAGGCCAAGUUCAACGAGACGCUCAGCUUCAACGGGAAGCCAUGGUCAGGGCCCUUGUCAACCAGAACCAGCGGGGCAGAGCACAGGUGGGCAUGCGUGGCAUCGGGGACACGGCGGGCAACAACGGCCCCGAGGCACACAGUGGCAGAGUGAGCCCCGGCACCUCCCAUGCCAUUCAUUACGAGACCAUGGGACCAAACGGACAAACCUACCAAGUGGAUACCGUCGUAAGAUCGAGCACACAGGGCGCUCCGGGUGGCUUGUCCCCGGCCGAAGUGCAAAACAUCAUCCGCAGCGCGGAUUCCAACCAGGCAGCCAUGGUCAUGGCAAACGCACUCCAGCGGAAUGUCCCAGGGGCUUCUCUCUACAAUCGACCGCUGACCCAGCCCGGAGUCACGACUCCCAUCCUUGGCGCCGGUAGCUCGCUGGCUGGCAGCGGCCGAGCUACCCCAGAGCUUGACCCGAGAUCGGCUGGUGCUGGCAACCCGGCGCCGCGAGCCAACUCACCCAGGCAGCCACAGCAAGGCCCUCAAAUCUACCUCUUGCUGUCGCCUGACGGACCGCGCGCUCUCCUGUUUAACUCGACUACCGCCGAGACGUACUAUUCGCCCAGACUCAGGGGUCAGGCGAGCUGGCCGCGGCUGCGAAGCCCAGCCAGCCAAUCAAACCUGAGUUACCCUGCUCAGCCGUCUGAGGCGCACGCUGCGUUUCAGCAAGACGAAAGACCACAGCAAGAUCAAAGACCGCAGCCUCGAGACGAUGCGGCAGCCGCAGUACCGGCGCACGUGCAACCGCCUCUGCAACCAGCGCAUCCCAACAACCCCGCGGCUGCGGCGGGGCUUCCUCCUAUUCUGGUGCAGUUUUGGCCACAUCUCUGGCUGAUAUUUCGCCUGGGCCUCUUUGUGUGGUUCUUUACUUCACCAAACUCUAGCUGGUCGAGGUGGCUCACCAUCAUCUGCCUCGCCGUCUUCAUGUUUGUCCUCAGUACGGGCCUUCUCAACGGACUAGCCGAAAACGCCUGGAGGCCCAUUGGCAGGCAUUUGGAGAACAUCCUUCCGGCUCUGGAACCGCCACGCAUCACCAGAGCAGCUGGUACCGGACGGGUCGCAGGAGCCGGACAAGGCGGUCAUGAUAGCGAAGCGGACCCGGAGCAGUUGGCUGCAAGACUGUUCAGGAGGCUCGAGCGAGCUGGGCUCUUGUUCCUCGCCAGCCUCGCACCAGGGGUCGCGGAGAGACACAUUGCCAAUCUUGAGGCCGAAGCACGAGCUGAGGAAACGGCAGCGGCGGACAGCGCGGGCGGGGAAGCCGAGUCCAACAGAGUCGGGGCAAACGGGACGGAGCAUGGGCCUGAGGAGGAGCAGCGUAGCGAGCACGCAGGGCACGAAGCCCCCCAGGCCAACGCGGGCAAUGAGCCGAACCGGGAAGAAGUCGUGGCGCUGUAA
Molecule: messenger RNA, 2034 nt
Organism: Hirsutella rhossiliensis
Lineage: Eukaryota; Fungi; Ascomycota; Sordariomycetes; Hypocreales; Ophiocordycipitaceae
Product: Ubiquitin family protein
Exons: 4
Coding region: 1-2034 (677 amino acids)
Biological process (GO): endoplasmic reticulum unfolded protein response
Source: RefSeq, a predicted model, not a curated record